UGGUAACCCAUUUUCUUUUCUCUUUGUGAAGAGAGAAGAAGAUGAUCGAAAAAUCGUGAUAUGAUUUCCGUAAUCUGACAUAAUACCGGCUGUUAUUUUCCACAUAAUAAUUAGCACCUUCUUAUGUCAUACAACAUGGCAGACAGAGCUUUUUUAUAAUCCAAAUAAAUAUUAAAUCAUAGUCUAAUUAUGUAAAAUAAAUUAGCACCCCGCCCCCUCUCUUUAUCUAGUGAACACCCCGAAGUGGAAAAUAAAAUCCAGCAAUCAUCUAAGCAAAUAGAGAAGUGUGAAAGUUAAACGAAAGUUGAUGUGGUUAUUGACAAAAAGUUAAGUUGCAAAUGUUGUGAUCACGAUUUUCCAAAGACCGGGGAGGGGGAGCGAGUGCGUAAUAUGUGUUACGAAAAUACGCCUCUCCCCCUAUUUCUCUCUCCCAUAUUAGUAAUUAACACUUUCACUUUUGAUUAUCUGAGAGAGGGGGGAUGACAAAUUUCAUGGCUAAUCUUUUGAACACCUUUUCUUCAAUUUCAGAUGCUCAGUGGGGCUGGACUGCCAUAGCCAUUGCUUAUUUGAUCAAGAUCAAAGUUGUAAUUGUGGCCUUCUUUUUGGGCAGUGCCGUCUACUUGGGCCUCCGCUACUUCUGGCCCCAUAAAUGUCAACCUGAAAUUAUUUUGGAUCAUCCACCACCAUCGUUCUCUCACCAUCACCAUGACCACAUUCCAUAUUCCUCGGAUCAUUCGGAAAUCAUUAGCUCAUCAUGGGGACCCAGCAGUCCAGAUACUUCGUUUGAACCCUACUCUGCCUAUGCCGGAUCCUAUGCCAGUUCAGAUGUUGCCCCUCCUGAUGUUUCUUCACCCGAUAGCCACACUUAUCGCAUUAAACGUGAGAUAAAAAAUGAGAAACAGGAGGGUAAACAAAUGGGUCCAUCAAUCAGCGAGGAAAGAAUCGGCAACUUCAUGUUCAUGUUCCUCGGCUUGGAUUCGGCGGCCUGUCGUCGCCGUUUCGUCUGUGAAAUGGAAUUCCGUUCCAAAAACAAUCCCCUAACAGCCAUGGCUUUCCGGGUGAUUGGACGCAGUUUCUUUGCCAAAUACACCAACGAUCACAAUGAAAUGGGCAAGGCCAACUCCUUCGAGGAAUGUGCCGCGGUCAAUAGUGAAUGUGUUUUCAUUGAAAAUGAUGUGGGAGGAGGACAGGAAGCAGUCAAUGAGGUAUCAUCAAAUAACAACAAUGAAAGUGAACACAAUGAAGAAGAACAAGAGGAAGAACAAGAACAUCACGAAGAAUCAGAAAAUCAAGCGGAUAAUGAAACUCCAGCGGAGGAUGAGGAUUUAAAUGUCAAUUUGCCCACAGAAGAUCCUGCAAAUAAUUCACUAGAGAGUAAUAACAUCGAAGAGAGAGCUAACUAUCAGAAUUUAAUGGCCGAAAGAAGAAAUUCCUAUUGGAGACGUCGUUUGCGGGGAGAUCGCCAAUUUUAGAAUUUAGACUAGGAACGAAGAUGUGUCACGAAGAGUAUUCGCAUUGCUGUUAAAUGUGAACUGGUUUCACACAAACAACAACAAAAACAAAAUUAGUUUAAUUUUCUAUUUAUUAUUAUUUAUUUGUUAUUAGUACUAAGUUGUAAUAAAACU
Molecule: messenger RNA, 1625 nt
Organism: Musca domestica (house fly)
Lineage: Eukaryota; Metazoa; Arthropoda; Insecta; Diptera; Muscidae
Exons: 3
Coding region: 480-1472 (330 amino acids)
Source: RefSeq, a predicted model, not a curated record